Molecule: messenger RNA, 285 nt
Organism: Cylindrotheca closterium
Lineage: Eukaryota; Bacillariophyta; Bacillariophyceae; Bacillariales; Bacillariaceae
Source: the annotation of a GenBank genome assembly
AUGAACGCCACUGAGAAUACACUACUACUAUCAUUUGGUGAAUACCAAGAACAAAUGGUGCAGAACUAUUUGGAAGACAAAGACAAUGCCAUCACGGUUUGCACAGAGGACGAAUCCGAUAUUUCAUCUCCAGUAGAACCCAUCGAAAGCACAAUCGGGGGAGAUCAUGGGUACACUAAGAAUUGUGCCGAUUGGAGCAGUGAAGAAGACUCAAGUGACGAUAGCAGCGAUGAUGACUCACUCCUCGAUACCAGUGAUGAUAGCAGUGAUGAGGACGACCUCUAG